Messenger RNA from Notolabrus celidotus (New Zealand spotty), 1222 nucleotides. RefSeq names its product nucleoporin 37 (gene nup37). Gene Ontology annotation, molecular function: protein binding. Gene Ontology annotation, cellular component: nuclear pore outer ring. NCBI's taxonomy places the organism in Eukaryota, Metazoa, Chordata, Actinopteri, Labriformes, Labridae. The record is from RefSeq and is a predicted model, not a curated record.
ACAUUCCACGCUGAACCCGGAAGUAGCUUGACAGCACAUGAAACGCGCGCAUCAUUUGACUCAUACUGAACUAGGCAGAGUGGAUUUUCAAGAAGUAGUGCUUUAUUUUGAAUCGGAAUAAACUCUUAAAACAAAGAGGACACAAAUCUUCCCCAGGAUACACAAUCAUGCAGGAGGACUCCAGCCGCAGCCCCACAUACUCAGUGCCAUGUGAGGACUACGUUCAAGUGGUUGAAUUCAGUCCUUUCAGCUCUGGUACUCCUGCCUCUCUGCUGGCCUACGGUGGAAACCAGUAUGUGGUAGUCGGCACCGUUCUUUUCCCGGAGGAGGAUGGAGAGAGGGUUGAAUUCAACGUCCUUCGAGCUUUCCAUCAUGAGUUGCGGGUUGAUGCUCUUGCGUGGAGUCCAGAGUCAAGGAUAGACCGGAUACCCACCAUCAGAUUCUGCACCGCUGCAGCUGACAGAAAGCUACGCCUGCUGACUUCUGAUCUGCAGGAUCGGCAUGAAGUCAAGGUGAUGGAAGGCCACACCAGCUACAUUAACCAUUUGGUGUUCGAGCCCACGGAGGGGAAGCAAAUUGCAUCCGUCAGCGAUGACCACACUUGCAGGGUUUGGGACCUGGAUGGAAAUGAAAGCACCACUCUCAGACUUCGCUCUCCUGGCAUCAGUGUGUGCUGGCACUCAGAGGAAGCCUUCAAAUUAAUGGUGGCAGAAAAGAGGGGAACGAUCCGCUUCUACGACCUGGUGACCCAGCAGGCCAUCCUGUCUCUGGACUGCGGUCAGUCUCCGCUCAUGUCGGCCGACUGGUGCCUCACGAACACGAUCAAAGUCGGCGCUGUGGCGGGGAACGACUGGCUCAUCUGGGACAUAACUCGCUCCAGUUACCCUCAAGAGAAGAGACCGGCGCACAUCGACAAAGCACGGUUAUUCAAGUGGUCCCGAGCCAACGAAAACCUCUUCGCCACCACCGGGUGUCCAGGAAAGAUCAGCAGUCAGUUAUUCCUCCACCAUCUUGGCCACCCACAGCCGGUGACGAUCGGAUCCGCCGCGGUGGGAUCGGGCCUCAGCUGGCACCGGACGCUCCCGCUCUGUGUGAUCGGAGGUGACAGGAAACUCUGCUUCUGGAUGACUGAAAUGUAAACAUCUGCACUGCACUUGUUCUAGCGGAUGACUAGAUCGUGUUUCUAUUCUCCUAAAUGUCCAAUAAAGUAUUUUUCUGAGUA